GCCGGAUAAACACCGCGCCGCGGGGGCAGCCGAGCCGCUCCGCCGCUGCUGCCAUUAGCGGGGAGCCCGGGGCCGCGCUCGCACGGGGCCGCACUCGCACGGCGCCGGCUGCAGAGGGAGAGCGAGGAGCCGGCGGGAGUACAUGUUACCAUGGCGAUGACUGCAGGGACUACAACAUCCGUUCCCAUGAGUAACCACACCCGGGAGAGAGUGACGGUGGCCAAACUGACGCUGGAGAACUUCUACAGCAACCUCAUUAUACAGCACGAAGAGAGAGAAACCAGACAGAAGAAGCUAGAAGUGGCUAUGGAGGAGGAAGGCCUUGCAGAUGAGGAGAAAAAGCUGCGCAGGUCACAACACGCGCGCAAAGAAACGGAGUUUCUGCGGCUGAAGAGGACCAGACUUGGCUUGGAUGACUUUGAGUCUUUGAAAGUUAUAGGAAGAGGAGCAUUUGGGGAGGUGCGCCUGGUUCAGAAGAAGGAUACAGGUCAUAUUUAUGCAAUGAAGAUCUUAAGAAAAGCAGAUAUGCUGGAGAAAGAGCAGGUCGCCCAUAUCCGAGCAGAAAGAGAUAUUUUGGUUGAAGCAGAUGGAGCCUGGGUGGUGAAAAUGUUUUACAGCUUUCAGGAUAAAAGAAAUCUUUACCUCAUCAUGGAGUUCUUACCUGGAGGUGACAUGAUGACCUUACUGAUGAAGAAAGACACCUUGUCAGAAGAGGAGACACAGUUUUACAUUUCUGAAACUGUGUUGGCCAUAGAUGCUAUUCACCAGCUGGGAUUCAUCCACAGGGAUAUUAAACCAGAUAACCUUCUGCUGGAUGCUAAGGGUCAUGUAAAACUGUCUGAUUUUGGACUAUGCACAGGUUUAAAGAAAGCUCACAGAACUGAAUUCUACAGGAACCUCACUCACAACCCACCAAGUGACUUCUCAUUUCAGAACAUGAACUCAAAGAGGAAAGCAGAAACGUGGAAGAAAAACAGGCGGCAGCUGGCAUAUUCUACUGUUGGAACCCCAGACUAUAUUGCACCAGAAGUAUUCAUGCAGACUGGGUACAACAAGCUGUGUGACUGGUGGUCUUUGGGAGUGAUUAUGUAUGAAAUGCUAAUAGGGUAUCCACCUUUCUGCUCAGAAACACCACAGGAGACUUACAGGAAAGUUAUGAACUGGAAAGAAACAUUGGUGUUUCCUCCAGAGGUGCCCAUUUCAGAGAAGGCAAAGGAUUUAAUUCUAAGGUUUUGUAUUGACUCGGAAAAUAGAAUCGGUAGUAAUGGAGUAGAGGAAAUUAAAAGUCAUCCGUUUUUUGAAGGAGUGGACUGGGGGCAUAUCAGGGAAAGACCAGCUGCAAUCCCUAUAGAAAUCAAAAGCAUCGAUGACACUUCAAACUUCGAUGAGUUUCCCGAAUCGGAUAUUUUACAGCCAGUGCCAAACACAACAGAACCUGACUACAAAUCCAAAGACUGGGUUUUCCUCAAUUACACCUACAAGAGGUUCGAAGGGCUGACGCAGCGCGGCUCCAUCCCUUCUUACAUGAAAGCUGGGAAGUUGUGAGGCAAGGGACACGAACCCACGGGAGAAAGACAAAUACAAACCUCAGGUAGCUGCAUCACCAGACCUGCUUGGUGUUCCUUAUCACUUCAUUGACUCUGGUGCACAUCAGUUUCACAAGGAAAUUCUACAGGCUUAGGAUUUCUGAGACUACUACAGGAAUGAGUUGGCAGUGCCAGCUGGCUUCUUUUUGUUGUUGUUGUCUUUUGUUUUUUCUUUUUUAUAUUUGACUAUUUUUGUUAACUUUAUUAUACCAAGGUACUGGAAUAAAAGGAGUGUACACCUCUGGAACUGCACUGCCUACGCGUGUAUAACAGUUAAUGAUGCCUCUCUGUACUGUAAAGCAUCUGGUCCACCCCGGGGUAAAACCAUGACUGUUUUAUGCAGCAUUGUUCUUGCACUGCUUACCUGGUGAGUUAUUUAAAAACAAACCCAGGAACCAUCCAUCAAACAAAACAAAACUGCAAACUCCCAAAGCAUUGCCCACAUUUGCAGAAGUCUGAGCGUUUGCCUGAGGGUGUUCCAGCUGUAGUCUGCAGAUAACCCCUGACAACACUGAGUUAUUUUUAAUAGCAAUGUCCUGUGGGCCUACUUGUACUCUGCUUGCUGUUUCUUCUCUCCACUGGAGAGCCUUACCAUGAUCAUCCCUUCUCCCCUUCUGUUUUCCACCCUGUGUGCUGGUGAGACACUCCCCAUGAUCUCUCUGGUGAUAUUUCUGCUUCAAGUGCUACUUGGCUGGAUGUUACUGUUGGAAAGGAUGAUGUCUGCUAGCAGCUCCACAAAUCAAAAGGAAUCUGAAGAGAAUUGUUGAAGAUUUUUAACAAAAAGGAAACUUAUAGUAAGGAAACUUCCUGAUACCAAGUCCUGAAGAGAUGUUAGUUCCCAAGACUGCAUUCCUGGUUCUGCUGUUAGAUGAUCUUUUUGCUCCCAGUAAUUCAAGCAGCAUUUUCUCUGUGCAAAGCAUGUUCUAGAAAAGUGAUCCAAUUGCUGCUUUUUCAUUGUCUCCUAAAGAACCUGCAAGCAGGAGGGAACCUGCUCUGGCCUUUUUUAUUUCCAGCAUAACCAUAGCAGUCCCUGCUAAACUAGAGGUCUGGAGUCCUCCACUAGACUCAGGCUCUCCUGUGGGUGCCAGCUUCUAGUAUCUCUAUCUAACAUGGACCAUGGGAUUAUUGAGUUUACAGGCACCGUGACCAGCUAGGACUGAACUGGGCUUUUCUCCCCAGUCUGCACAAUGGCAACAAACUGACAGCAGAGCCAGGUCACCUUUCUCCUAGGGCAGGGAAACCAAAGCAGAAAUCCCUCCAUGUAUCCUCCAUGCUCUUUUCCGUCUCAGCCCAGCAGUGGUUUGGGACUCUGCUGCACUCCAUGAACAGUUUGCAGUUACCUGGUUGCUGGCAAAUUGAUCUGUAUCUUUUGCCUGUCCUAGUGUGUUUUUUGCAGUACUUUUAACCUAUCACAAUAGAGACUUUUUUAAUUGAAAACAUGGCAUAAAAGAGACCUACAGUGAUGAAGAAUUCCCCAGUAACUGAAAAAGCAGAGUCUUGGAAGUGACUAUAACACCAUUAUAGGAAUACUUGGGUUUAGCAGCUUGGGAUCAGCUAUCCAGAAUUCUUUAUAUGCUUUAAAAACACACUGGAGUGUUCAGCUACUGCCUAAAAGACCAGCAGGGUUUCUGUGCGUCAGCGGCUCACUGAUGUGCAUGUUGUCAUCCCUGACCCAGUAACUACCAGGCUCCUUAAGGGCUUCAGUGAUGUCAUUCCAAGCAUCUAACAUGUGUUACUUAUGCUGCACUUCUAUAAGGAAUUGUAGUCUUCAGCAGCCAGUGCCUCAGGGCCCAUCCAGCUUAUACAAUGUUCUAGCAGAAGAAAAUGGCCAUGCUAAAAUUGUGCUUGAAUGCUGGGCUUCAGUAGGAACAGCUCAUUGAUCUCCCAGUUCUCCUUUGCAGAUCUUGCAGUAAUUAUCAUCUCUUUACUGCUGGUGAGCAAGAUCCCUCAAAGUCUACAGUGUUGCUCUUGACAUUGUCAUCAUAGUGAAGCUCAACCUGUAUCUAUCCAAAGACUGUCCAAAAGCAAUCAUCACUUCAAUCCACCUUUACACUCUCAGACUUCAUUCUGCCAGUGCCCUAUAGCAGCUUCUGAAGCUUCUCAGGAAAGGAAGUUCUUUUGUUUCCAAGGCAUUCAAUCCAGUCAACCAAGGCAGAGGAAUUUGGGCAGGAAAUAGCUCAGAUGCAAACCUGGCCUCUAAAGAUGCUGCUAUGCAUAAGAGAAUUAUUACUUUUGAUUCCCAAUCUCAUUCGUGGGGCACUCUGUGGUGGAAUUCCUGUAGACACCACAUGGCAAAAAGCCACAGAAAUCCUGUUUGUGUCAUAUUAAAACAAAAUCUUUGCUCAGCCUUGCUGAGUUUGACAGAAACUACAAAUGCUCAGUAAUGCUGGAUUAUUUUUCUGUUUUCCUGUGGGAUUUGGAGAGGGAGAGAUGAAUACACACUUAAAACUGUCUGUUCAUCUGUACAUCACACUCAGUGGUUUACAAACCUGGGUCAAAACCAGCACAAAAGCCAACGUUCAUGUAGGAGUGCAGGUGAUUAAUCAUACGAGUGCUCACAUAGGAGUUACAUCCACAGGGAAGCAGCCUGCAGCCUAUUUAGCAUCAACUCCUGUAUUGUCCUAGUGGAUUUCUUUUAUUUUUUUAAGUAGAGCAUUGUUUUACUUAGCAAGUCAAGUUUAAACAAAAAAAAACUAACUACUGCUUUUAAAAGGGUAGGAGAGUUGGGUUUGGUUUGGUUUUUGAAGGUGAAGCUGUGACAGUGUGAUGGAUUAAAGAGGACAGCAGGUUCAUCUACACUGGCUGUUGAAAAAUGGAUGUUUCAGUGUAUCUUGUUUGGUUUUGUCUUAGUCCCUUGGAUAGUUUUGUGUUUUCCUUUUUGGUGACAUUUGUCACUGUGCCAUCUCUUUGUUUCUUACUGUUGGAGUACCAAAGAUCCUGAAAUGGCUUGAUGAUUGCAACCAUGGGAACCUUUAUUACCUUGUGUUAACAUGUGGCGUUGUGGAUGCAAAUUGUUAUCAAGGUUUGCUGGGGAGUUACCUAUUCCAGCAGGGAAAACUUGAGUGCAUCAAGGGCAGUGGUGAUCCUGAGUCCAAAUUUGAUGUGAACACCCUAAAUCUUGUGUGCAUCAAGGGCAGUGGUGACCCUGAGUCCAAAUUUGAUGUUAACACCCUAAAGCUUGUGUGCAUCAAGGGCAGUGGUGAUCUUGAAUCUAAAUUCAGUCUGAACCUCUAAAACUUCAGCGCAUCAAGCGCAGUGGUGAUCCUGAAUCCAAAUUUGAUCUGAACACCCUGAAACUUGAUCACAUCAAGAGCAGUGGUGAUCUCGAAUGCAAAUCUGAUCUGAACACCCCUAAACUUGACUGCAUCAAGGGCAGUGGUGAUCCUGACUCCAAACUCAAUCUGAACACCCUAAGACUGGGGAGGAAGCUUGGACUGGUAACCACAGAUGAGCUUUUGCACUUUUGUUCUAUCUCCAAGCAGCGUGAAUGAGUGGCCUUAGGUAUAGGACAUCAACAAAGGUUGUUGCGUGUGCAAAAGGAGUUUAAAAACUUGCCAGCAUUCAGAAAUCAAAUCUUGUUGAUACUGCAUUUGCACUGUUAACUUUGCCUUGCUGGAGAGUUAUAUAUAAGUGUUAUUUUUGUAGGUCAAUUGUUAAAUACCUGAGCUGCUGGAUACAGUAUGGAGUGAGAGCAUCUGUCAUGGGUGGAUUCGCCUAAGUGCAAAGGGGCUUGGCCAGAGCUCUCCACACUACUCAGAUAAAUAGGCAUAAGCAGUUCCAAGGGUGUUGGGUUGGCUCCUUGUAAAAAGGUGACUUUCCUCCUCUGCAACAGCAAGGAGGGAGCAGUGCAGUUCUGCCUGGUUGUACUCAAACCCUGAAGUGCUCUCGCUUUUCCAGUAACACGAGCAAUUACAAGCACUGCAACAUACUGUACCUUGUCAUUUUAACACUGAUAUGUUCCAGCAGCUUGUUCUUGGAGUCAAAAUGGCAACUGCUAUAUACAUAUAUAUAUAUUUUUUUUUUCCUCCCUUGACUGUUUCAUUAGUUGUGGUUGGGAAAGUUACAUAGAAGCAUUAUAAAAAUUUAUAUGAGGCUUUUUACAGCACUUGAAAAUAAAAGUAGCAUUCUUUUUGUAAA
Messenger RNA from Pogoniulus pusillus (Red-fronted tinkerbird), 5723 nucleotides. RefSeq names its product serine/threonine kinase 38 like (gene STK38L). The record is from RefSeq and is a predicted model, not a curated record. The transcript has 14 exons. Gene Ontology annotation, biological process: intracellular signal transduction; peptidyl-serine phosphorylation. Bases 151 to 1545 code for a protein of 464 amino acids. NCBI's taxonomy places the organism in Eukaryota, Metazoa, Chordata, Aves, Piciformes, Lybiidae. Gene Ontology annotation, molecular function: ATP binding; protein serine/threonine kinase activity.